Sorex fumeus (smoky shrew) is the source of this 492-nucleotide messenger RNA. RefSeq names its product KIAA0040 ortholog. The transcript is spliced from 3 exons. NCBI's taxonomy places the organism in Eukaryota, Metazoa, Chordata, Mammalia, Eulipotyphla, Soricidae. The record is from RefSeq and is a predicted model, not a curated record. Bases 109 to 492 code for a protein of 127 amino acids.
AAGCACUGCACCGCACCACGUCUGACAUCGGCACCCGGGCCUGGCCCGGGCGGGGCGGAACCACAGGUUGCCCGAUGGGGAAGGAUGGAUGGACGGAUGGACGGAUGAAUGACUCUCUGCCCCGCUAGAGACGACCGAGCUGGUCUCAGGGAAACCGCAAGUGCCGGCAUGGAGACCCCGGCCCCGGGGCCCUCCGUGGGCGUGGCCAAGGCCUCGGGCCGGGUCAGGGCCUUCUUCGAGCAGCUGUGGGCCACGGUGCUGAUCAAGCACCAGGAGGGCGUGUACAACACGGUGUGCCUGGGCCUGGUGCUGGCGCUGCCCCUGCUGACGCUACUGACGCUGUUCUUCAUCUGCUGCCACUGCUGCUGGGGCAACGGCCGGAAGGGGAAGAGGAGGAGGAAGAAGAAAAAGAAGAAGGCGGAGGAAGACCUCUGGAUCUCGGCCCAGCCCAAGCUCCUGCAGCUGGAGAAGAGGCCGUCGCUGCCCGUCUAG